CACUCUGUGCAUAAAUUGGACGAGCAGUGCAGCUCAUUAAAGAGAAAAUUCAUCGCACGUGCCAACGGAUGACUGCUGUACCGACUCUAUCCUUCAAUGUCGUGCAUCAUCGAUUAGUCAUCAAUUAGCCAGACAUCCAUACUAUACAAUUCGCGUCUUUCUGAUCGACCGGAACGGAAGGAGCUAUUUGCAAGAUAAAGACUGUCAUUUAAGUUGAACAAGAACCCGGAAGAAUGCCCUUGUUUCACAUACUGAUUCUCUGUUGCCUGGGUACAGCAGCUUUCGCUAAAUACGACUGUACAAACAAUGGUGGAUACGGCUGUAGACAGGGCGGCACGUGUCACUUCUACGGCUUCUGUAUCUGUCCAAAAGGUUUCCAGGGUCACGAUUGUGGUUUAAAAACAGAAUUCAUUUCAACCGUUAAUAGUACCGUUGAGUGCAAAAAUGGUGGAACUUGCUACCAACAAGACAAGUGUUAUUGUCCCCAUGGAUUCAUUGGCAAACUCUGCGAAAUUCCAGACACCGUGGCUAGGUGCGCCCCUGACAAGAUGAUCGUUGAGGCAUACCGGCCCCUUGGAUUUAUGGGAGAAGUUUACCUCUAUAAAAACAGGAAAUCAUGUGCUCUACAGAAAGUACCCUCCGAUAUCCCGGAUUUGAUGAAACUGGAGCGAGUAGUUCUACACAGCGACAAGACGGAGUGCUCUCUCACCCGUCUUUCAGAUACACCGAAGUUAGGUGACGUAACGAUGAAAACCACAGUUGUAAAUACACACAACUACAACCAAUUUGGACCACGUGACAACAUCAUGGAUGUUUCCUGUGUACAUACAAAUAGCUUUGAGGGAAAGACACGUGAAAUAACUGAAACAGCUUUUCCAUUCCGCAUGGUUGCCCUGGAUAUGAAUGGUGACCCAGUUCAAGCACUGGCUGCCAAUGAAAGCAUUAUUUUGCAAUUCGAACCUGUUGGUAUGGCAGAUGUUCGUGGCGUUAUGGUGGAGUACUUAGAAGUGUAUAGUAUUAAUGCAUUGUCGAACGAAGUUGUCAGCAAAACCAUCAUCGAAAAUGGAUGUGUACUCAAAGCAGCACAGCAACACUUAGAGAUACCGAUCAGGAACUACUCCGAGAUGAGUCGUGACGGUAAGGGGUGGGUAGCCCGAGUGUCCAUGAGAGCCUUUAUUCUACUUCCGGGAGAGCCUUUGUUAUUCAAAUCAAGAUUGCGUUUCUGUCCAGGAAAAUGCCACGGAGUGACAUGCGCCAUGUAAUUAGCAGCAAUAUUUGAUGAGGACAGAAAGAAAAAAAAGAUCUUCUUUAAGCAGGCAUUGCAGUACUUAUCCCUUGUUAUACAUGUACAUAAAAACUUCCAUGUUUUAAUAUGACAAGCCAUAUUCUCGCGUGACUUCUUCCCGAGAGUAUACCAGCAGCUGUGAACGUGAACAUUUCGAUCUUUUUUUCUAUUUUUUUUUUCUAUCUACAGAACAGAUGCAGAUAAAUAAUCUAACGUAAUGUGUCAUAUUGUAAUUUUGGAAUUUACUGGAUGGGUGUUAAUACAAAACUCACUAUGAAUUUUUUGUAUUCACACUCACCCAGUAAAUUAAAAAAUUACAAAAUGACAAAAGCACCAGGAAAAAUGGCCUAUAAUGGAGGUGUGACUGAUUCAGUCAUCACAUGUGAUCUACAAUAAUAUAAUUAAACACUGUCUAUUAUCAUAUUCAGAUACGAGUGUACCAUCUUUAGAAGAAAGUUGUCUAAUAAAAUUUAACACUAUUGCAAAUAGUCAUGCAGGUGCGACUUGUCGUAAGGGACACAUACAGAUCGGUCACUCAAUACGAGCAUUGUGAAUCUCUUCAAGCUAUAAUGAAAUACGACGAUUUUACUGCAUCAUCUGGUGUUAUACUUUAUAAAUAAAGUUGACCAAAAUGGUUAAUUCAUAAAAUUUAUUAUGGCAGUUUUUCGACUUGAAAAUUCAAGUUAGUUGUUUUGCUACACUCUUAUUUAGUUCAUAGAUUCUGUCCUGCUAAUAAUGCCCACAUUUAGUUAUCGUAGAUACAACGAUAAUGCCCCGUUUAUGUUGUGUGUACAUUAUCACCAUGCAUCAAUAUCAAACCACGCUGGUACUACAUACGAUUACAUGAACGACGAGAAAGUCACCGGCCCUCGAAUUCUGUUUCAUUCUUCUUUUAGUGAAAUUUAAGAUAUCGUCCACGAAUAUUUCAGCAUUGUCUAUUAUUACCACCAGACGACAGAUGAAAUACUUCAUAUUCCGUCAGAAUGAAUUACAAAAUAAUAUUAGCAGCUUCUGUCGGAUAUAAGAAUUACCAACAAGCAAAAGUAUUUGAUAUACAUUUUUUUCAGCGAAAAUUCUCCACAACAUACAUUGUAUGGUAAUAUUCGAGUAUUUGCAUAGCUUCAGAACUGUAGCUCUCUGAAAAAAUAUUGUGACGUCACAUUAUACAGUAUUUGCAUUGAUUAUUUUGUUCAUUGGAUUGCAAGAUACAACAAUCAAUUAUAUCAUGGAUGAAUAACCACCGAUCAUAUAAAUAUCAAUUGAAGACAAGAAA
Molecule: messenger RNA, 2558 nt
Organism: Ostrea edulis (European flat oyster)
Lineage: Eukaryota; Metazoa; Mollusca; Bivalvia; Ostreida; Ostreidae
Product: gigasin-2-like
Exons: 12
Coding region: 234-1262 (342 amino acids)
Source: RefSeq, a predicted model, not a curated record